GGAGAUGGAGGCGGCGGCGGCGGAGCUGAGGGCGAGGCGGCGGCGGCCGCUGCCGUCUUCGCCGUUUUUCCCGUUUUUGCUGUCGCUGCUGCUGGCCGGGCCGGCGGGGGCUCUGGUGGAGGGGCUGUACUGCGGCGCCCGCGUCUGUUACGACGUGCUGGGGGUCGGCCGGGACGCCAGCAAGGCGGAGAUCGCCCGCGCCUACCGCCAGCUCGCCCUCCGCUACCACCCGGAUCGCUACCGGCCCGCCGCAGCCGCCGGCGGAGGCGACACCCUCCAGGCCGCCCAGGACGCCUUUCUGCUGGUGGCCACCGCUUACGAGACGCUCAAGUUUUUCAGCUGGUGGAGUAGUUAUAAUGAAGCCAUCAACUACUUAGCCACAAUGCCAAAGUAUCGUAUUCAAGCCACUGAAAUUGCCAGGCAACAAGGAUUGCUCAACAGGGGCAAAGAAAAAGGGAAAAACAGACGGUCCAAGGAGGAAAUCCGAGAAGAGGAGGAAAACAUCAUCAAAAAUAUUAUAAAAAAUAAAAUAGAUAUAAAGGGAGGCUAUCAGAAGCCUAAAAUAUGUGACAUUCUACUGUUCCAAAUUAUUUUAGCUCCUUUUCACUUGUGUAUGUACAUUAGCUGGUAUUGUCAGUGGAUUUACCGUUUUAACAUCAAAGGACAAGAGUAUGGAGAGGAAGAGAGGCUGUAUAUCAUACGUAAAUAUAUGAAAAUGUCAAGCUCUCAAUUUGACAGUCUAGAAGAUAGUCAGAAAGAAACUUUUCUGGAACGAAAGCUGUGGAUACGAGAGAACUAUGAGGUCUACAAGCAGGAGCAAGAGGAAGAACUAAAGAAGAAGCUGGCCAAUGACCCUCGGUGGAAGAGAUAUAGGAGGUGGAUGAGGAAUGAAGGUCCUGGAAGAUUAACAUUCGUAGAUGACUAAAGAUUGCUACAGAACUCAAUUGUCAAACCGUGGCAACCUGUAUGAGAUGAUUUGUCCUGACAUUUGUGUUUUAGAAUGUAUUUAUUAAUUCAAGGCAGUAAUGAAAAACUCAGGAAGCAGUUGCUCAGAUAAUAUAAUGUGAAAUAGGAGCUCCCAAGAAAUUUUGGAAGGUAAGUAGCUCAUGAUUGAAGGUCUGGCAUUCACUGUGUAAAGGUUCAGAAUGGAAAGUUAUCAACUACUCCACUUAAAGCUAACCGCAGAAUUUUGACCUCCAACUUUUUUGUCGUCGUCGUUUUUUAUUCUCUUCCCUCAUCAUUCCCAUUUUGCCCAGAACGGGUCUUAAAAGAAAGCAUGACAUUCAAUUACAGGAUUACACAUUUGUUCAAAGGAGUCUCUCCCGAAGGAUGAUUCUACUGUCGUCCUCGUAGGAUGAUUUCUGGAACAAUCAUUAUAGGGUUGUCAAUGAGUUCCAAAUAUCUCUCCGGGAGAGAGAGUCUGCUAUCAUGUCCUUGUAGGAUAACCUUUAUUACAAUAAUUAUAGGAUUGUAAAUGUAUUCCAAAAAUCUCUCCAGGAGGGACCUCAUAGAACGUCUCUUAUUAUCACCGUGUGAUCAUGAUGGAUUUUCAUGAAAAAGUAGAUCUCCUCUCCUAAUCCGAAACACCAGAACACUUCUACACCGUUGCUCGUGGAUUGCAAAGCCCUUAAGGUUUAGAGAAUCAUAUUUAGUUGAGAGUGUUGACAUUUUAAAAUUUGAGGACUAGAAUCAAGUGGUGCAUGAAUGUUUAUCAGUGUGGUAAUAGACCUUACUUAUUCUGCUUUGUUCUUUAGAACAUUCAAAUUAGGGUAUUCUAGAAACCUAUUUUUUUAAAACAGUUUUGUUCCUUAAAAUCAGAGUACUUGUAAGGUAACAUGCAAGCCAAGACACACAGCUUUACUAAACGUUACACAUUAUCUUGCAAAAGGUAACACCAAAGUGUUGGAAUAUCAUCUUGUAGGGAGACUGAUUCUCUUGUUAAAGGAGUUAUCCUAAUGCCUUAUGUAAGUAAAACACUUUACUCUGUUACAGCCCUAUUUGAAAUUAUAAAUUAAAAACAAACUUUAGUA
This is a messenger RNA of Ornithorhynchus anatinus (platypus), 2030 nucleotides long. It is a transcript of the gene DNAJC25, whose product is annotated as DnaJ heat shock protein family (Hsp40) member C25. NCBI's taxonomy places the organism in Eukaryota, Metazoa, Chordata, Mammalia, Monotremata, Ornithorhynchidae. The transcript is spliced from 3 exons. Gene Ontology annotation, biological process: protein folding. Gene Ontology annotation, cellular component: endoplasmic reticulum membrane. The record is from RefSeq and is a predicted model, not a curated record. The coding region runs from base 5 to 925 and encodes 306 amino acids.